AUUUUCCUCUCUUUCUUUCUUUCUUUCUCUUUUACUUCUUUUUGUUUCGUAUAAUGUAUAAAAUAACGCCUCGGCUAUAUGAAAAAAUAAAACAUUUUGCACGCUUCCCUCAAACAGGUGUUUCUCUUAAACAAAUGGUUAUGUUUGGUCAGAAACCCGCACCCGCUACUUUAUUUAAAGCAAGUCAGUUUUUACAUGAGGAGUUACCUAUUCGUUUAGCACACCGUGUGAAAGAAUUGGACGAACUUCCUCAAAGUCUUGGAGAAAUGCCCUCUAUCAUUAAGGUCAAGAACUGGUAUGCACAAUCAUUUCAAGAAUUGAUCGAAUUACCACAUCCCGAAAUAACACCCGAACUAAAGGCUACUUUUCGAUCAGCCUCAAAGCAUGCACCACCAUUACCUGAAAGCACACCUAAUUUGGCUAUACCACUCUUAAAGCCUGCCAAAAAAUAUUUUCCAAGUGUGUCUAUUGGUCAUAGAUAUUACAACAAUAUUGAAAAUGUCGAGUGUCCACCUUCUAUAUUAUCUUAUACCGAUGCCUUUGUCAGAACUAUUGAAGGUGUUAAAAGAAGACACGAUCCAGUAGUGACUACGAUGGCACAGGGCAUUAUGGAAUAUAAAGAACAUCGUCAGGCAAACAUGAUUGAUUCGGACGUGCAGCAGUUUUUAGACAGAUUUUAUAUGUCCAGAAUCGGGAUCCGAAUGCUGAUUGGUCAACAUUCAGCCCUGUACCGUGGACCCUUUAUGCGAAAUUAUGUAGGCGUGAUUUGUACAAAGACAAACAUUAAAGAGAUAUGCCAAGAUGCCAUAGCAAAUGCUCGGUUUAUUUGUGAAGAUCAUUAUGGUUUAUUUAAGGCUCCGGAUGUACAGAUGUUUUGUCCUGGAGACAUUGAGUUCAUGUACGUUCCUUCUCACUUGAACCAUAUGGUAUUUGAAUUGCUCAAGAAUUCACUGCGUGCUGUGGUAGAACGGUUUGGUACUGAUUACGAAGACGAAUACCCACCAAUUAAAUUGAUCAUUGCCCACGGAAAAGAAGAUAUCACCAUUAAGAUUUCGGAUGAAGGAGGUGGGUUACCCAGAUCAGGCAUACCAGUUGUUUGGACUUAUAUGUAUACAACAGCAAAAGCACAAGAAUUAGAACCUGAAUUUAAUAAGUCAGAAUUUAAGGCACCUAUGGCAGGAUUUGGUUAUGGCUUGCCUAUUUCUAGAUUGGUAUAAAAUAUUACUUUUAUUGAUCAUACUUAUUCUUCUGUAGUAUGCAAGAUAUUUUGGUGGCGAUUUGAAGCUGAUAUCUAUGGAAGGUUAUGGUACUGAUGCAUAUCUUCAUUUAAAUCGCCUUUCUAAUAGUGAUGAACCACUUAUCAUGUAAAAAAAAAAAAUUGUUUGCAAUAAAAAACAGAUUCUAUGGAAGUCUGAUGAUUAAGCUUGUUUAUUUUUUUU
Gilbertella persicaria is the source of this 1439-nucleotide messenger RNA. RefSeq lists its product as uncharacterized. The transcript is spliced from 7 exons. The coding region runs from base 54 to 1217 and encodes 387 amino acids. The record is from RefSeq and is a predicted model, not a curated record. Gene Ontology annotation, cellular component: mitochondrion. Lineage: Eukaryota; Fungi; Mucoromycota; Mucoromycetes; Mucorales; Choanephoraceae. Gene Ontology annotation, molecular function: pyruvate dehydrogenase (acetyl-transferring) kinase activity. Gene Ontology annotation, biological process: protein phosphorylation; regulation of glucose metabolic process.